GGGAGGGCAGAUUGAGUGAGCUGAAGAAGCAGGGUCAGGACCAGGACCGCAAGGGUUCUGAAGCCUGGCAAGCGGCUGACCACAAGCACGGCGCGCGGAGGGGCUCUGCAAGGGUAGCCUGGAGGCUGCAGUGGGGGCUGGCGGCUUGUACUGGAGCGACCCCCCCCUUUUAGUGGACUCUGCGGCAGGCCGGCGGAUCCCGCCAAACCACACUUCCCCAACUCCCCUCCCAGCCUUUGUCACCCGAGUUGUGAUCUCCGGCCUGGAAGAGGAGAUCCAGGGCACUGGCUAUUGCCAGAUCGGAUCUCAGAACGCAUUCAGGAACCAGACAGCGCCGGGCAGAGAUCCUGCCCUUCGCCAACUCUGCUACUCCGGACUCGGGAUCACGCUCCUUGGGCCCUGGGCCCAUGGCCGAUAAGAAACUGGUGGUGGUUUUUGGAGCCACAGGGGCCCAAGGUGGCUCAGUGGCACGCACACUGCUGGAAGAUGGGACAUUCAGGGUUCGAGUGGUAACAAGGAAUCCUGAGCAGGGAGCAGCCAAAGAGCUGAAGCUGCGGGGCGCUGAAGUCGUGCGAGGAGAUCAGGACGACGAGGCUAGCAUGGAGCUGGCACUGACGGGAGCUCAUGCCGCCUUCAUUGUGACCAACUACUGGGAAAAGUGCAGCCGGGACCGAGAGGUCAGGCAGGGCAAGCUUCUAGCAGAUCUAGCCAAACGCCUGGGCCUCCAUUAUGUCGUCUACAGUGGCCUGGAGAACAUCAGCAAGCUGACGGCGGGAAGGUUGGCAGCAGGCCACUUUGAUGGCAAAGGGGAGGUGGAGGAGUAUUUCCGAGACAUUGGUGUUCCCAUGACCAGUGUGCGGCUGCCUUGCUAUUUUGAGAACCUUCUUUCCUAUUUCCUGCCCCAGAAAGCUGCAGAUGGAGAGAGUUACUUGCUGGAGUUGCCCAUGGGUGAUGUCCCCAUGGAUGGAAUGGCGGUGAGUGACCUGGGCCCCGUGGUGCUCAGCUUGCUGAAGAAGCCAGAGGAGUAUGUAGGGCAGAACAUUGGACUCAGCACCUGCAGGCACACUGCAGAGGAGUAUGCUGCCCUGCUGACCAGACACACUGGCAAGACUGUACAUCAUGCAAAGACAACUCCUGAGGAAUAUGAGAAGCUUGGCUUCCCAGGGGCCCGAGACUUGGCCAACAUGUUCCGUUUCUAUGCCCUGAAACCUGACCGCAACAUUGAUCUAACCCUGCAACUCAACCCCAGGGCCCAAACGCUGGACCAGUGGUUAGCACAGCACAGAGGGGACUUUGCACAGCUGUGAUCCUGAAGCCCUCAGCUGGGGACGAAGAGGCACAUUCACCUGUACCUGUGUGACAUGUACACAAGCAUACAACACAUCCAUACAGAAAGAACAAAUGAAACGUGGCAGAGCUGUGGACCACUGGAGAUGAGGUGAUGUUGCCUGUGUCUAAGACCAACAUUAUGGGUCAGCUUACCUCUAAGCCCUUCACAGGGAGCAACAAAGGCCCAGAAAGCCCAAACACCAGCUGAGAUUUCAUGGCAAGUCUGUGACUUUCCACCAUUGUAUGGGUUUGUCUAACCACUGGCACACUGUCUUUUUACUGUCCUUCGCUGACAUCAGACUCCGAGCAGGAAAAGGAGCAGCAAUCCCACCAUGCAUUCUACCAGAGACUCUUGACUGAGGCAUGUCCCUGACAACUAACUGUGCCACACCUUAAAAUACGGGGUAAACAGACAAGUUAUACUGUCUGCCUUGAGGCAACUUUUUGAGACAGUUUCUCUGUGUAGCCCUGGCUAUCCUGGAACUUGCUCUGUAGCCCAGGCUGGCCUUAAGCUGAGAGAUUCACCUGCCUCUGCCUCCCAGUGCUGGGACUAAAGGUGUGAGCCACCACCACCCUGAUGAAGAACUUACUUAGUGGGAAGGCCACACACACACACACACACACACACACAGAGAGAGAGAGAGAGAGAGAGAGAGAGAGAGAGAGAGAGAGAGAGAGAGAGAAGCAAAACUGUUACAGACCUCAAGCUGCAAAGAACAGAUGGAAAUAAGCAGCAGGUGGCUGGGGAGUCUGAGGUUAGGGUUCUGAGUGAAAUUAAGAGGUAGGGCACGAGUGCCAAAGGCCCUGGGCUUCAUCCCCAGCACCAAAAGGAUGAAAAGUUUAAGGAGAAGACCAAUCAGUCAGGACAAAGCUGGCCUCAGGAGGAAAUACCUAUGCUGAGUUCUGUGGGGAAGGGCAGGGGCCUUCCCAGCAGAGUAGACAGUAACAAGAGUGGACUUCUGAGCCCACGGAGUCAGGAGACCCACAGGUUGUCUCUACGUGCUGCUCUAUGAUGCUCCACCUAAGCCUGGGAAAGCCUGCCAGAAUCAAUGUCCAGAGUGGACACCGAGUACCAGCCAGCUCCUCACUAGAGAGUGGCAGGAUCAGGGCCAUACGCUGCCCACCCCAGGUGUUUACUUAUCUGGUUCCACCUCCUGGGCUGUUGUGAAGACACGGCCAACCCACUUGUACAAAAUAGUGCCUAGCACUUCAAGUGCCCUGUGUUUCGUCUGCCACACCAAGGCAGAGCCCUGCUAACCUCCACAUGCCCUUCAGCUUGGUUUGUGUUCCUCUGAAUGGUAGCCUCCACUGCAGAGCACAGUGGGAGCAUCCCAAGUUCCCAAUGAAGCUGAGUGGAGAGCCACACACAGUGCUCUUUAGGUUGUUUGUUCUAUGUGUCACAAAUUAUCUGCACUGCACACAAAACACCUUGUAUUACAAACCAUUUUACCAAAAUGAGACAGUCAUGUCCACCUCUUCAUUUUCCCAUCUCCUGCUAUAGCUAAAUGUCUCGAGGCACAGGCUCUUCCUCUACAUACAACUGCAGACCUUGGACUGUAUUCUGUUUGGCCACAAACAGCACAGGAAACCUCCUGUAAUCCCAGGAGGCGAGGUGCUGAGGACCCAAACAGAGGGGACAACCAGUCCUCCAGGUCUCACGUAGCCUGUGGCGUUAAAUUCACUAUGUUGCUAAGACUGGCCUUGAAUUUCUGCCUCCAUCUCCCAUAUGAUGCUCCAGCAUUUUCAAGUAGACUAUCUUAUACCCUAGUUCCAGCUCAGAGGCUACAAAGUCUAAAAACAAAUGCCUCAGGAGCUAUGUGUAGAAAUAAGCCCACCUAGGCCUGGAGAUGAGACUUCAUUCUAUAGAUGCUGCCCAGCCACCUUUUAUCCACCUAAGAGUCCUCAACAAGUCAAUAAUGAUGCCCUAGCCAAAAGACCCACCUACCUCUUCCAAGUCUCUUCCUAGCCUCUGAGACCUGGCUGACUUCUUCAGAAAGAAACCUUCCUGAGAACAUUGUCUAGCCCCACUACUGUUGUGUCCCAGUGUUUAGUGUGGUACCUGGCCCACACUGCAUACUCACAGCAGGUAUAUCACAAAAUAAACAUUUUACUGCAAAAAAUAUUGGCAGGUAUUCAAGUUAACAGAACGUUACUCUUGAAUCUUUUUUACCCAUCAGCUUUCACCCCCAUCUCUUCCCUACCAUCUCUUUCCUGCCCAGCCCAGCCCAGUGAAUCCUUCCAUACCUCUCUCUGCUUAUCUCAAAAGCCAUUAAGGCUCUGCUGGAAGCCCGGACUAGUGAAAGUACACUAAGCAAAACUAUAUAUAUAUAUGCUUUGUUGUUUUUUUUUAAAGACAGAGUUUUGGUGUGUAACCCUAGCUGGUCUGGAAUUUGUUAAGUAGACCUGGCUAGCCUCAAAUUCACAGAUCUGCUUGCCUCUGCCUCUAAGUUCUGGGAUUAAAGGCAUGUGCCCCCAUACUCAGACAGCAAUAAGCAAAAACCAACCUUCAGGAAUUGGGUCUCUCCUUCCACAUGGGUCCCAGGGAUUGAAUUCAGUUCAUCAGGCUUGUUGGCAAGCACUUUUACCCAGUCAUCCUGCCAGGUUCAGAAAGUUUAAUAUGGGGGAUUGGUGAGAUGGCUCAUCAGUUAGGAGCAUUUGCUGCUCUUGUAGAGGACCUGAGUUUGGUUCCUAGUGCCCACAUAGUAGCUAACAACUAAUUCCUUGUUAUUUCAGUUCCCAGAAGACACAACACCCUCUUCUGGUCUCUGGGCACUGUACACAAGUGGUACAUAGAUGUGUGUGGACAAAACUCCCAUAUGCAGGUUUUUUGGUUUUUGUUUUUAAAUGUAAUAUAGGAAAAUGCAGCUAAGGGAAUAGCUCAGUAGAGCACUUGCCUAGCAUGCCUGAGGUCCUGGGUUCAACACCAGGUACCACCUUUAAAAAAAAGGAGUUCCAGCUUGGACUACAUAGCAAAACAAAGACUGAAAAAUAGAAAAACCAUCGAAGGACACAGUGAGCACAUGCAUAUUUCUCAGCUGGGCUCUCUAAUCUACUAGGUUCAAGAGUUUGCACACAGAGGAACAUUGUCUCCUGGCAAGGGCCUGUUCUGGAAAUGGGGGUAGGGGAUCUACCGUCAGGGCACUAGAUCCACCUUGCUGGCAUCAAGAGGAAUCUGAACUAGCAGACACUGCUAGCUGACUUCUGCUGCUGCUGGCUCUGCUGGGCCACCUGUAGAAGCUAGUUUGAACUCUCAAAGAAGAAAUGACCACAGUUUUGGUUUUAAAUAUCUUUUGUAGUAGAUCAUCUUAUUUACAUUGAUACAGAAUCACUUUACAUUCUUAAAUCAGACACUAAGAAAUGCUUUACUUUUGUAAAUUAUAAAGGAAAAGAAAGAAACUACAGAGAAAGUGUUCUUUAUUAGCCUGUCUUACACUAGCUCCAAGACCUUGGAACACACAGAAACUGCAACAUGCUACCAGCAGAGGCUGGAAAUGAGGCUGCUCUGCACAGUGUGCUUCCCCUCAACAUCUACACAGGAAAAGACAAUGAUUCUUACCAUUGAGUAAUUUAAAUACACCGUGGAAAUCAAAUGUCAGCAGUGGAAGAGGGGAGAACCAAGCCCCGGCUGGCAAAGGUCGGGGUCUCCAGAGGCUCAAGGCUGUCCCACAUGACCAUGGUAACUUUGGUCCAACAGGGCAGGAAACACACCCCCCCCCCCCCCCCC
Peromyscus californicus insignis is the source of this 5053-nucleotide messenger RNA. RefSeq names its product NmrA like redox sensor 1 (gene Nmral1). The record is from RefSeq and is a predicted model, not a curated record. The transcript has 6 exons. Bases 408 to 1307 code for a protein of 299 amino acids. NCBI's taxonomy places the organism in Eukaryota, Metazoa, Chordata, Mammalia, Rodentia, Cricetidae.